Rubroshorea leprosula is the source of this 1837-nucleotide messenger RNA. Lineage: Eukaryota; Viridiplantae; Streptophyta; Magnoliopsida; Malvales; Dipterocarpaceae. The record is from the annotation of a GenBank genome assembly.
CAAGGCGAUUGAGGUGAUUUAGAACCAGAAACUACUGGAAAAUGGUGAUCUCUUACUAUGGACAGCAAACCUAGCACAAAUCUAUUUUCUCAUGGUGAAGAGGUGUUGGGCUAGCUUAGGGCUGGAGGCUGCAGAGCUUUGGGGUGAGUCAUCCAAAGGGAACCAUAACCAUAUCGAUGAUGGCAAAGCUAGCCAAAAAUUGCUCCAUGAUGCUCAAUUGGUCUGCAAGGAAAAACAACUUACUAGUAUAGAAGAUGGAGAUGCAAAUAAAAGAAUUGAGGUGGUUAGUAAUUCAUCAGGUCAGCAAGAUUUGGCCUCCAUUCUGAGGAAUGUCCCUCUCAUUCACAUAAUCAAUGUAGAAAAGAGAAAGGUACAUGGUUCGAACAAGAAGCAGAACAAGUUUGGAAAAGAUUUAGUCCAAUCACCAAGUAAGAAGAUGGAAAGAUGGAAUAAGCGUUUCAUCCGUUUGCAGGCUAGUACACUACUUAACCUUGGACAGAGCAUUAUGGUGCUAGGAGACACUGCAUCACAAAGUCCUCUGAUCUCUCGUGCUAUGUUUGGAUGCUCUGGUACCUUCGUACAUGUGCUUUAUGCGUCUAUCCAACUCGGCUUGUUCAAUUUCAUAGGUCAAGCAGGCCCUAGAGUACAACUCUCUGCAUCUAAAAUUGCUGCUGAUCUCCCCACUAAGAACCCAGAUGUACCUUUUUAUCUUGACCACAUGCUGCAACUCCUUACUUACUACUCUCUUCUCACCUACUCUUCGAGAUCCAUCAGAGAAGAAGAAGAUGGGAAGGUUGAAAGGCUCUAUGGACUUGCUCCCCCAACCAAAUCAUCUGUUCCCGAUGAAGAUGGAGCUGCCUUGUCCGCAUUUCCAACUAAUAAAAGAAUGAUAGAGCCCUUGAGGUUGCGCACGGAAGGACCACUUCACGAGUUGCUGCAGGCCACCAUGUCUGAAGAGGAUGCGGCGUCUGAGUAUGCCCGGAGUCUAAACACCUCCGGUUACUUCGCACCUGUCCUUCAUGCGUCUAUCCACCUCGGCCUGUUCAAUAUCAUAGCUCGAGCAGGCCCUGGAGCAGAGCUCUCCGCAUCUGAAAUUGCUGCUCAGCUCCCCACAAAGAACCCAUAUGCGCCUUUUUAUCUCGAUCGCAUGCUGCGGCUCCUUGCUUGCUACUCUCUUCUCACCUGCUCUGCGAGAUCCAUCAGAGAAGAGGAAGAUGGGAAGAUUGAGAGGCUCUAUGGACUUGCUCCCCCAGGCAAAGCCUUUGUUCCCGAUGAAGAUGGAGAUGCCUUAUUGUCCGCAUUUCCAUCCAAUUUAGGAAUAAUAGAGCCCUUGCUACACUUGAAAGAUUUCAUCCUUGAAGGAGGAGGCAAUCUGUUCGAAAGAGUACAUGGGAUGACCUUUUACGAGUACGUAAGUAGAGAUCCAGAGUACAACAAAGAAUUCAGCAAGACAUUAACUAAUUAUUCCAAAAGACCCAUGAAGAAAAUCCUUGAAAUAUACAGAGGAUUUGAAGGAGUAACAUCUUUACUCGAUGUUGGAGGUGGAAGCGGAGCUAUCGUUGACAUGAUCGUGUCAAAAUACCCGCCCAUCAAGGGCAUAAAUUUUGACCAGCCUCAUGUCAUACAGAAUGCCCCAUCUUAUCCUGGUGUUGAACAUGUUGCCGGAGAUAUGUUCGUAAGCAUCCCAAAGGCUGCAGAUACUCUUAUGAUGAAGGAUGUCCUUCACAAUUGGAACGAUGAACUAUGUGUGAAAGUAGCCAUCCUGCGUGAUAAGGGCUAAAUUUGAUACAAUCAGCUUCGACAAAUAUAUAAUGAAUAAUAAAAUGAUAGACAACUA